This is a messenger RNA of Aspergillus affinis, 483 nucleotides long. RefSeq lists its product as uncharacterized. Lineage: Eukaryota; Fungi; Ascomycota; Eurotiomycetes; Eurotiales; Aspergillaceae. Bases 1 to 483 code for a protein of 160 amino acids. The record is from RefSeq and is a predicted model, not a curated record. The transcript has 2 exons.
AUGAGGUUGUCAGGCCUCCUCAGCUGCCCAGUAGGGUUCUACGUCACAAUCCUGCUGAUCGGCACAUUGACCACGACAUUUGCAUUUGACCUCUUCCUACAUGACCUUCGGACACUGUUCAGACGCAGUCUUCCCGGGUCUCUGGCGGUCGCUCCCCAAGGCGCAGUAGGCGACUAUCAACCUCCGCCGGGGCCUGUCACAGAUAAUCAUUUGCCGUUGCCAACAUGGCCGGUGGCAGCCACAAUGGGAGCUGCGAGCACGCCUACUUCCGCCCGGGAUGCACCUCAGGGAGCGAUGGAAGCUUCAGCACAAACGAGUAACGUACCGGCGAACGUCCCGCGAAAGAACGUUGCUAUCGUCACUGGAACGGUUACGAGACUUGACGCGGCGAUGGCUGCGACGCAAACAUCGAUGGCGAGCAGGGACGCUGCCAUCUCAUCGACAAGUUUGGUGUUUUUGGUCCUCGCUGCGGUGCUACUCUGA